AGGCAGCGCGAGAGUCUGAGGUGCAGCGGGUUGUUCACUCAGGAGGCAUUUCUCACCUGCUUUUUUCGAAUGCUCUGUCCGAAUUCAUGGCAGGAUGUCCUUGUUGGACUAUUGGGAGACGCAACGAUGCUCGGUCAAACGUCGAAAAACCGACGAUGACGAGGACCGCCGAGUGACAUCCGAUCAACUGCACAAUAACAGUGGUGCAAAGACUCGCCCUGAUUCUCCAACUCAUCCUGUGGUAGUGGAUUGGCUGGAGAAUCCUGCUGUCUGGGGCAGUGGUGAUCUCUAUCCUGCAGAGUUGAAUCUCGAAGAGAAUCCAGUCUCGAAUAGUCAGACCGAAUUGGAGACCUCACUGCCAUUCGUGGACACCGAUCAACGCGCGAUUGAAGAUUACGAAGCUUCUCACCAGCCAGAAGCUAGUUAUGGUGAUGAUGACAAAGAACCUGGUUUACAUCAACGCUUGAAGGAUGGCAGCUGGCGCAAGGGGAAAAGCUCCAUAUAUGUGGAUGCUUUUAACCUGGCGCUGGAGACAGUUCUUGAUGAGGAAUCCCAUCUUUUUGAUAGUACUGAAAUGGAAGUUUUCAAGCAGUGGAGGGGGCUUUCCUACGAGGCUCAGUAUCUUUAUGUGCGCCUAUUCCUACGCAAGACCUCAGCGUGGUAUCGGAUCAAUCGAUUAAAUUACUAUUCAGAUAUCACAGACAUGGCCACUAUUUCGACUGAUCUUCAGCGCGUUCGAGACCUUCCGAAAUCAUUUCAACCGCUUAGUGAUAACCCUGCAGAUCAGGAAUUAACAAACCAUGAAUCGCUAUGCGGGAGCUUCCAGUUUGCAGAGGAUACAGAUCAGAUCACUACGCUUGAAGAGGCAUCCUCGCUUCUAUUACUCGACGAGCUGAGAGUGUUCGCCAAGGAAGCGAAAGUGCAAGGAAAGAGCAAGAAGGAAUUGCUGGAGGCUUUUCUACAAUCAAGCCAGGCACAGUCCGGCCUCGACUGGAACAACUGUGACAAAAGCAGCGAUACCAGUAGAAGUGCUAAUCGGGACCGUCACUAUGUUCAGAAAAUCAGAGAACUAACGGGAGAGUGCAUCAGGCUGGCCUCUGGUCCUCGUGCCCUCUUUGAGCGUGUGCACCUGGUCUUCUAUAAAUCAACAGAGUGGACCGAGAACUCUCUUAAAACGAUCAUUCUCGCUAAGAUCUCACGCAAGAAUUUUCCAGAUUACAUUGUGUCUCGAUCGAGCUCAAUAUUUUCGUCUAGAUCAAUGCUGCUGGAAUUCGAGUCUGCUCUACGGACACAGUUUCGCAUUGAUAAUGUGCUUGAGUUCAGCGGGACAUCCACUACAGAAGCGCUACAACUAGUCAAAGACCUUUCGGAAAAGGUGUAUCCUCGGUGGAAAACACUGCUCCAGCAAGAACAGCGCAAGGAAGACAAUGUUUAUCAGAGCGGAGAAGGGGCGUAUCUACGACGCUUUUCGCCAGCUUGGGUCUACACGAGAAUCGUGCACAAGGGGCUGAAUUCACUGGGUCGCUUCAAAGAGCAUAAAAGAGAACAUGAGCUCCUCACCGAACUGCUCGACCAGCGUCUCUUCCAUACUGCUAGGCGCGGAUCUUGGUAUCAGCGAAAAGCUCUGCUUGAAGAGCACUACAUGUGGGCACUUUCUCCUUCUCCUUCUGAUGGACGCAGCGAAGAAGCCCAGAAAAAGCAUUGGAAGAGAGUCGCAGUGCAAACGUGCGAGCAAGGGCUUGAAGACCCAGAAUGCCAUAUUAUAUUUCAUUACGACCUACAGAAACGAAUUACGAAGCUCGAGAAGGCGUUGAGAGUCGUCAAGCGCGAACAACAUGAUUUCGGCCACGUCAUGUUGGCCCAGCCAGUCCAACGGACUGUCGAAGGCAUCCGUAUCGAGAGGGAGGACUCACCGGCCUAUACCAGCUCGAAGAAUGGUGGCGACGCGGCUUCACGAAGAGGCCGUCCGACUAUCUGGGUAGAUGAGCGCGAAGGAGGCGGCGAAUGCCGAGUAGAAAGCAUGUGCCUCAGUUGGUACAGGGACCACGGUUGGAAGGGCUAUCAUGCCGAAGGAGGCAUUGUUAGAACUCUAUUUGGAUACCUGUUCUACGACAUUAUCUUCACCUACGUCCCCAAUGUAUUCCAGACCCCGUUUCAGACGUGCCCUCUUGACCUACACACCGACGCGUUCUAUCCUGCAAGAGCAUCCGAGAUUAACCACCGCCUCGUCGACAUCACCAACGGCAAUGCUGAACGCAUCAUCCGCGCCGUGCAUGCACGCGAGGCUCCUAAGCAAACCUGUGCUAUCGGCAUUGACUGGUCCUUUCAACUGGACGACCUGGUUGAGAUUGUGCAAUGCUUCCGUGGCGAAGCCCUGGCAACCAUCUGCAAAGUCAUGGCCCAAGAAUACCAGCAGCGUGGCGGCGGGAUUCCAGACCUGUUCCUUUGGAGUCUAGAAAAGAAGGAGGUCAUGUUCGCCGAAGUCAAGUCGGAAAACGACAGGCUGAGUGAUACGCAGCGACUAUGGAUUCAUGUCUUGAUCGGUGCAGGGAUCAGGGUGGAGCUCUGUAAUGCUGUACCCAGAGAGGUACGCACAGCAAGCUGAUGCUUUACAUACAAAACUCGUAUAUAGGCUCUUUCACGUUUAUAUAUAUUGUCCAGGGCGGCUCAGCGAUAGUACAUAUAUAUGUAUAUAUAAUGCGAUU
Molecule: messenger RNA, 2705 nt
Organism: Penicilliopsis zonata CBS 506.65
Lineage: Eukaryota; Fungi; Ascomycota; Eurotiomycetes; Eurotiales; Aspergillaceae
Exons: 3
Coding region: 95-2605 (836 amino acids)
Biological process (GO): interstrand cross-link repair
Cellular component (GO): nucleus
Molecular function (GO): 5'-3' exonuclease activity; 5'-flap endonuclease activity; flap-structured DNA binding
Source: RefSeq, a predicted model, not a curated record